AUGGGUAAGAACAAUGUUGAUGGAUCAGCAAAAUUUUCUGGGGAACUCAUAAAGAAGAUAAUGAUCUUUCUCAAAGUUGAUGAGAUGAGGCAAGAAUUCGGUACAAAUCAAAGGUCAUCUUCAUGGCCCAAAACAAUUGUGAGAAAAUGGUUGAAUAUGAAGACUAGAUCUGAUGAGUUUCAUUCUGAUUAUACAUCAAAAGGAACAGCACCGGGUACAAACGAGAUGAGAAGGAAGAGUUGCUCAGAUGGAGAUAACUAUGUUAUGAUUCCAAGAGACGUCUCUAGAGGAUGGCAAGUCGAGUGGGAAAGUCUAAAAAGACCAAGACCAUUCGAACAAGAAACAUCCACUGCCACCAAUAAUCUUAACCAAAGGUUGUUUGUGGAGACAUGGAAUUUAGGAGGAAAAUCACCGCAUGAAAGAUCAAACAUUAAAGAUUGGCUUUGUACAAAUUCUCCGGCUGAUAUUUAUGUUCUUGGGUUUCAAGAAAUUGUCCCGUUAAACGCAGGGAAUGUAUUCGGUGCAGAAGAUAACGGUCCCGCUACCAAGUGGCUAUCCCUUAUACGUCAAGCUCUGAACAGUACAGAUGAAAAAGACACUGAAAUUCUAGAAAAUUACAAUAAUGAUACUUAUAAACAACAACAAACAUCAGAACUGAUCACUCUGAAGCAACAACUACAGUCUUCUUCUACUUCUCCUAAUCAGUUUGACCAAAUUCAGCAACAACCUAACCAGCAGACUAAACCCAGAACCAGUUUCUCUGACUUGUUAUCCAUGGACCAUGACUUAGAAAUUGAUGAAUUAUCAUAUGAACCUUAUAAUUUUUCAUCAAAUUCUACUUCAAGUUCAAAUUCAAGUUGUGAAGGUUCACCUACUCCACCAGCUGGAUUAUCAACUAGGUUUGGGAGCAACCGUUCGAUGGGUAAUCGUUAUUGUUUGGCUGCAAGCAAGCAAAUGGUUGGGAUAUUUUUAUGCGUAUGGGUUCGUACCGAUCUUUAUCAGCAUGUUAGUAAUUUGAAGGUUUCCUGUGUUGGUAGAGGCAUCAUGGGUUAUCUGGGUAAUAAGGGUUCAAUUUCAAUAAGUAUGACGCUGUACCGGACCUCGUUUUGUUUCGUGUGCACCCACUUGACAUCUGGUGAAAAAGAAGGUGAUGAAGUUAGAAGGAACGCUGAUGUUAUGGAAAUAUUAAAGAAGACGAGGUUUCUUAGUUCGCGUAAACUUCAAAACGAAAUUUCUCCUGAUAACAUCAUGCGUCAUGAUAAAAUUAUUUGGCUUGGGGAUUUAAACUACCGACUCUCAUCACCUGGUUGCGUUGACACUCAUGAAUUAUUAAAGAAGAAUAACUGGCAAGCACUUUUAGAAAAAGAUCAGCUAAGAAUUGAGCAGAAAGCAGGACGGGUAUUUCAAGGGUGGGAAGAAGGAAGGAUACAUUUCGCACCAACCUACAAAUAUUUAAACAAUUCGGACCGUUACGUUCUACUCCAAAACAACACUACCUCCAAAUCUAAAGAAAAACGACGCGCUCCUGCCUGGUGUGAUAGGAUACUGUGGAAAGGUGAAGGAGUGGAACAGAUGUUGUAUGUGAGAGGGGAGUCAAGAUUCUCAGAUCACAGACCUGUUUCUUCUCUAUUAUCUGUACAAUUUGAGAAUCAUCUGUCAUCUAACAAGACCAAGAUUAUCAGGCCAACGACCGUAACAACGACGUCAUCUCAAAAAAUAAAAUCACACCAGCAACAACAGCAAGUCGAUUAUCAACAGAAAAGUCAGAACCCACAAUAUUCUUUCAUCAGCGAUGGGAAUAUGAAUGCUCAUGCCAUCAACAUGCGUGGUAAAAUUUCAAGCCGAAAAGUUGUUGCAGCCAGCUGCUAGCUUAACUAAAAAGUUACGGAUAGAGAGGAGAAACAUAAUCGUAUAUAUAUUGAUAAACAAGGGUGUUGUGCCAGACUGAAUCGUCACUCCAAGCAUUAGAUCGACCAAUCCUCAAGGGUACAGAACAAACACUAAAAGAGAGAGAGUAGAGACCAAGCUUAUGAUGACCAGUUAUUUCUUCGGUUUUUUAAUUAGGACACAGAGAGAACUAACUGAAGGCGUGACUCCUGUCAGAGCAACUUGGAUACAUAUAAAUAUGAGAGUUUUUUAGGGGAUAAGCAGUAAUGUCAGGUCAGGUAGAGGUGAUACAACAUUUUUACAAGCAUGACGAAGCACACUAACCUGAUGAAAAGAAGAGCUGAAAUUAAUAAUGAAUAUGGAAAGAUGAUGAUUAUGAAUAGAAACAUGUUCUGCCGCUUAAGGGUCGGAACUUAGGCGUAUUUGAUUGUUUUGAUCAGUGUGUUGGAUA
Molecule: messenger RNA, 2338 nt
Organism: Papaver somniferum (opium poppy)
Lineage: Eukaryota; Viridiplantae; Streptophyta; Magnoliopsida; Ranunculales; Papaveraceae
Product: type I inositol polyphosphate 5-phosphatase 8-like
Exons: 11
Coding region: 1-1869 (622 amino acids)
Biological process (GO): phosphatidylinositol dephosphorylation
Molecular function (GO): phosphatidylinositol-4,5-bisphosphate 5-phosphatase activity; inositol-polyphosphate 5-phosphatase activity; phosphatidylinositol-3,4,5-trisphosphate 5-phosphatase activity
Source: RefSeq, a predicted model, not a curated record